Messenger RNA from Lymnaea stagnalis (great pond snail), 912 nucleotides. NCBI's taxonomy places the organism in Eukaryota, Metazoa, Mollusca, Gastropoda, Lymnaeidae. The record is from the annotation of a GenBank genome assembly.
GCACGAGGGCGUGGUCGGCCAAUGAUAUAUCCAGAAAAAGAGAGGCCAAAUGCUUCUGAAGUCAAGAGAGGAAGAGGACGUCCCCCCUUGCUAAACAAACAGCUGCCUUCUCAACAAAAUCCUGAUCGUUCUCCAAGUCUACGCCGACCAGGUCGCCCCCCACGCACAGUAAGUCAUCCACCCUCCAGCACCGAUUUUGGUGGUGGUAAUAUAGAGGCAGAGGCUGAAAUCGAGGAGAGCAACUCUUCCUGUCCAAGAAAUGAAAAUGAGAAUCAUUUGGAGGAAGCACCUGUAGAAAGUAAAUCAGAGGAUAGGCCCAUUACAAAUGAGAUAGACAAAAAUGGUAACCAGGGGAGGUACACCUCAGGCAGUUUUAAAAAUAGUUGUACUCAUCAAGAGGCCCAAAGUGCUGGGGAAAGCAGCAUGGAAAAUAACUCGGGUCCUUUGGUUGAUAUUAGUAAGCCGAAUGAACUAAAUGGAGACAAAAGUUCCCCUCAGACCCAAGACUACAUUGAUUUAACCAAUGAGGGGGACGAGGUGGGCGAGACAUUUCAUCCCGACCAGUCAAAGCUUUCUGAUGGUGAAAGAAAAUCAGAAUCCCAGAGCGAGUCCAGUAUAACAAACACAAUGCCUGCCAAUUCUGAAAACAAUGGUGAAGGCUCGGGUGCCACAUCAUCAGCCGCCGGAACCGGGACUGGUGACAUCACUGUCAAAGAUGAUGAUGCUGGCGAUGCGCCCCCACAGCUGCGCACCCUGAACGAUGCUUUAAAAACAACAGGGCAAAAACUGAGGAUCAUCAUCAGGUCCCCUAAUGUGGUUGCGGCCCAGAAAAUUGGAGAACUCAUCAAGAAAACCGCGAUGGGCGUCAACUCCAAGCAAUCUGAAAUUACAGUGACCACCACCGACUCUAGC